Molecule: messenger RNA, 3993 nt
Organism: Lethenteron reissneri (Far Eastern brook lamprey)
Lineage: Eukaryota; Metazoa; Chordata; Hyperoartia; Petromyzontiformes; Petromyzontidae
Biological process (GO): DNA integration
Molecular function (GO): nucleic acid binding
Source: RefSeq, a predicted model, not a curated record
CCCCCCCCCCCCCCCCCCCGUUGGUGGCGCCAAGCGGCUUAAGCGCCUGGGCCACCCGGGAACCCAACGCCUGACGCCAAGAGGCUUAAGCAUCUGACCCGCCUGGGAACCCAGCGCCUGGCGCCAAGAGGCUUAAGCGCCUGGCCCGCCCAGGGUCCCAGAGCCCCCAGCAGCCCCUCCCUUCUUAUGUCACUACAUCUGUACGAUCGCCAUUUUACCGUCCGCACAGAUCAUGCGGCGCUGCAGUACGCCUUGCGGGUUCAACAGCCAUCGGGACAAUUGUCUCGAUGGUUGGAGAUUCUCCAAGAUUUUGAUUUUGAGACUACAUAUCGUAAGGGCAUUUGCCACACGAACGCAGACGCUCUGUCGCGUUUGCCACCCACCUCCGAGUGCGCUUGCCUCCUGGGUUCGGGGCGUUGCAGACCUCCGAAUGUGAUCUCCGAUUCGGUCCUUGCGGCUGCCGCUGAUGCGCCUUCAAUUGCGGGUCCUAUUGAGCAAGAAGGGAGGGAUUCUUUGCUGGGAUUGUCUGUUGCGGAGUGGGGGGCGCCUCCAAAUGGAGGACACCUCCCUCCUCGCUUUGCGCCGUCGCAUCGGGGGAGUUGGUUGGGGGGCGGAAAAUGUCGACUCGUGGGGGUUAUUCCAGGGUCUUUUCAUGCAUUGGGACGGGAGAUCUCGCCGCCACCGGCUGGUGGUGCCUUCCACAUUGAGGGGUAGAGUGGUGUGGGCUGCGCACGAGCGACUCCUUCACCUGGGGACUCACAAAACUCUUGCCAUGCUCCAACUGGAUUUUGGCAAGGGACGUGGAUGAUUUUUUAGGGUCGUGUACUCAGUGCGCGCAACGGAAGCCACCAGCGAGGGGGUCCAACCCACCAUUGCAGUCUAUCAAAGUUUCCCGGGUUAACGAGCUCGUCGCGCUUGAUAUUCUGGGCCCAUUCCCCGCUACACCUAUGGGAAAUAAAUACCUAUUGACCGGGGUGGAAUAUUUUACGCGAUGGCCUAUGGCCUGGCCCCUCGCCAACCAGUCGGCAGCAGCCAUCGCGGAGGCCUUUGUCCAGGGCUACGUCCUCGACAAAGGUGCUCCGGAGCGGCUGCUGACCGACCAGGGUAAAAAAAUUUCGGGUAAACUUCUCCACGAAGUGUGCGUGCUCCUGGGUACGAAAAAAAUUUGUACCUCCCCAUAUCAUCCGCAAACUGACGGGAUGGUGGAGCAUCUGCAUCGGACUAUCACGUCCAUGCUGUCCCAACAGGUGUCUGAAUCCCAGACCGAUUGGGACCUUCAUAUUCCGGGGGUUUUGGCGGCCUACAGAAUGGCUCCUCAUGCGGCGACCGGAUUUUCGCCCUUCUUCCUAAUGUACGGUCGCGAAGCUAACCCACCUGUCGCGACUCAGCUGCAGAUCUCCACGCCGCAUGCUAAAUCCAAAUUGACUGACCAUGUCAAAUUCAACAUCGCUAAAUUGACAGAGGCGUGGGAGGCGGCCAUCCAAAAUUCAGAACUCCGCCAGAGGGCGAAUGAAAGGCUCAGGCUGGGUCGGGCACAUGUGCUCCAGUGGAAACCGGGUGACAAGGCGUGGUUGCACUGUCCCCAAGUACCACUGGCGACCUUGUCUAAGCUGGUGCGGCCGUGGCGGGGGCCCGUCGAAGUGGUGCAGGUCUUGCAGCCACAAUGUGUACGUGUCCGAUGGGGGAAGCGUCGGUGGUUCGUGCACCCCUCCAGGUUGAAACCAUUCGUUGCGCCCCAUGUUCCUACCACACACACGCAUGGCCAAACAUGUGAGGGGUCCACCGACUCCCUGAGUCCGACUUCGCUGCUUUCGCCUGACUUGCCACCGACUGUUCCACCUCCAGGUGCACCAGGAUUGAAGUGCUCACGACCGCCAACCCCUCUCGGGGGGGUCGGGGGUCGCUCAUCUGCGAAGCCAGAUACUCUCGCACCCGGACUAUUGACACCCACCACUGGGCCAACCGGGGCUGCCCCUUGUGACGGUCCCGCUGCAAGAAUGCGCGCCAAAACGCGCAGACUUUUGCGUCCACCAGCGUCCCCCAGCGCCCACCCGGGAGCGAUGGAGCUCUACGCGAGCAACGUGUCGGCCACUGCGGCCUUCGUGGGGUGGUCGCCGUCAUGGCGCUGCCCGCAGGGCUGGGCUCCCCGCGCCGUCCACCGCCCCGACUGGGAGCGCCCGCUGGCGGGGACGUCCCCGCGCCGGCUGCAGCGCGAGGAGCGCGUCGCGCCGGGCCGCCACCGCGUGGCACUGGAGGGGCUGACGCCGCUCACCGGCUACAUCGCGUGCGUGUCGUGUGCGCCCGUCCCGCCGCUGCUGCUCGCGCCUCCGCAGCAGCAGCAUCAGCAGCAGAGGUCGUCCCAGCAGCCGCAUCUGGCGCGGCAGCAGCCAGCGCCGCAUGGGGGCGAGCAGGGCGCCUGCGUCGCGUUCCACACGACCGGCCCGGACCUGGGCAACCGGAAGAAGGAGAUGGCGAUCGCCAUCUGGGUGUCGAGCAGCGUGCUGUUGCUGCUCAUCGCUGCCUUCCUGCUCUACGGCUGCCUGCGCAUCUGGUGCCGCCGGCGCAGGGAGCUGGGCAAGGGCACGGUGGCCGGUGGCGCCACCAAGCAGCAGCAGCAGCCGGAGGAGCAGCAGUUGUUGCCGCUGAUGCAGCAGCAGCAGCGGCAACAACAGUGUCACCAACAACCAGAGCAGCAGCCCUUCCAGGAACAGCAGCAGCUGGAGUUGAAGCAAGAGGAAGAGCAGCAGCUGUUGCUGACACAGCAGCUGUUGCUGACACAGCAGCUGUUGCUGACACAGCAGCAGCAGCAGGAGUGUCAACUACAGCAGCAGCCAGUGCAGGAGGAACAGCAGAUACACCAAAGACAUCAACAUCAGGAGCUGAGUCUGCAAGAUCAUAAUCAGCACCAUCGUCCACAGCAGCAGAAGCAACAGGAGGAGCAGCAGGAGCGGCAGCGAGAGGAGCAGCGUCAGGAGAAGCAGCAGGAGCGGCAGGAGAAGCAGCAGCAGAAACAGCAGCAGGGGGAACAGCAGCAGGAGGAGCAGCAGGAGGAGAGGCAGCAGGAGGAGUGGCAGCAGGAGGAGGAGCAGGAGAGCGACGCUGUGGAUCGUGGCGGGAAGGGAGGGCUCGCUGUGCAAGAGGAGCAGCAGCUGGGAGGGCGAGCGGCGACUCCAAGCCCGGACCCCGGCCGGACGGGCGACCCCAGGGUGCUCGCCCCGAGCCAAGGCCGUGUGGCCGUGGUCGCUGGUGGAUCUGGGCUGGCGGAGUGAGAGGGCCCCGAGCGGUGGAGCUGCCGCGGGGGGAUCGGCGUCUCGGUGCUAGUGGAGCUGGGCGCUGCCGAGUUGGGGAUCCGUUCGGUUUUGCUCGCGCGGUCGAUGACUCGCGUCGCUGUAACUCGGCCGUGGCCUGGGCGGCCCGGAGAUCACGGCGCCGAGCCGGUGACCCCGAGGUACUGGGUUUAAAGCUGGGUUUUGGCCGCUAGGGGUUAAACCGGGUUUCUUAAGGGUGGCGAGUUGAUGGUCGAAGCCCGGUCACCAACGAUGGGUGGAGACCUAGACUCCAAUACCGAUUUACGAACACUAUUCGAUGCUCUUCAGUAGAGGACUGCAUGUGGAGACCCAUCGACUCCCAGAGUCCUAUACAUUCACGUAGGCUGAGUUGAUAUUAAACCAGGGCUCUUAAGUCGUGAUGGUCUCAGCCCGGCCAUCAAUGGCGACACAAAAUACACCACCAUGUUACUUUUGGGUUUGCACUUAAUUUAGCCGAAUUCCAGCUCCGACAAUUAAAAUAUCGGUUUGACCAGUCACGCCACAAACAUUACCCUCAUUUGGCAGAAGGGCUGGGAAGGUGCUGCCCGCUACCGUGUGGGCCGGAAGUCACGUGAAGGAGGGGAUCUCAGAGGUGGUCCUGUGAUCGUGGCUGUGACAGUAUCAUGGACACACUUUCACUGUGGCUCUCCUGCUCUGGGCUAUUUCUCUGCCGAACAUCGACCUU